AUGGAUAUGACAUGUUGUAUUCCAGGCUGUCCUAAAGGGAAUAAAAUGAACGAGGAAGAGUUGGACGCACUGGCCGUGGAUAAUUUCCGUGCUUAUCUUCGAUUUCCUACCGUGCAUCCAAAUCCAGACUAUUCCGCGGCGGUUCAUUGGCUACGACAGCAAGGCGAGAGCCUAGGCUUGACUUGUUUCAUAACUGAACUAAUCCCCUCCAAUCCGAUCCUGAUCAUGCGGUGGAAAGGUCGGGAACCAGAUUUGCCUGCCAUUUUGUUGAAUUCCCACAUGGAUGUUGUUCCUGUGAAGGAGGAGAAUUGGACUUACCCACCAUUCUCUGGUGUGCUCAGUGAGGAUGGAAAGAUCUAUGGUCGAGGUUCACAGGAUAUGAAGUGUGUGGGCAUUCAUCAGUUGGAAGCAGUGCGUCGGUUGAAGAAUCGUGGUAUUGCCGAACUCCGCCGUACAGUCUUCCUGAGUUUUGUUCCUGAUGAGGAAUUAGGCGGGGUUCGCGGUAUGCAGCCGUUCAUCGAAGGAAAACACCCACUUCAUCCCGAGUCACCAAAUGAGGUCCAGUUUACCAAAUUAAACAUUGGGCUUUGCCUAGACGAAGGAAUUGCCAGCCCGACAGAUGACUACGUGGCAUUCUACGCAGAACGGACUCAAUGCUGGUUCAACAUCCGUUUUAAGGGCGUUGCCGGUCACGGUUUGACCUUGCUGGAUGGCACAGCAGGCGAGAAGUUACAACUGUUCCUCAGU
Molecule: messenger RNA, 747 nt
Organism: Opisthorchis viverrini
Lineage: Eukaryota; Metazoa; Platyhelminthes; Trematoda; Opisthorchiida; Opisthorchiidae
Exons: 2
Molecular function (GO): aminoacylase activity
Source: RefSeq, a predicted model, not a curated record